Harpegnathos saltator (Jerdon's jumping ant) is the source of this 2543-nucleotide messenger RNA. Its product is annotated as calcium release-activated calcium channel protein 1. Bases 919 to 1998 code for a protein of 359 amino acids. Lineage: Eukaryota; Metazoa; Arthropoda; Insecta; Hymenoptera; Formicidae. The transcript has 2 exons. Gene Ontology annotation, cellular component: membrane. Gene Ontology annotation, biological process: store-operated calcium entry. Gene Ontology annotation, molecular function: store-operated calcium channel activity. The record is from RefSeq and is a predicted model, not a curated record.
UUCUCAUGCCAUAUACCUGUCGCCUUCAGCGAUGAAUUAAUCUCGAUCAACGGUCCAGCACGCUUUUGUAUUUUGUUUAAGUAGUCUUCCUCUUUCCUCGCCGUGAUCCAUCCGCUGUCCAUUUUCAUUUCGGCGAUGGAAAAAUGAACAUUACUGGUCCCGACUAUAUCGGUUAUAUCGUGCGCUCUUAACGAGCACGUGAGAGGUGAAUCAUACAUCGUCGUGGCAUACAUUCCGCAUAGACACACGGCGGGAGGCUACGAGCGCGGCCGGUUAUUAUGUCGCAGAUAUGGCUCGAAGGUAAUUAAUACUAUUGUUAUGAUUCAGAUAGAGGUACAUCAUUGUGCCCGUACACCUUGGCUCGGCUCGGUGCGAUCUCGGUCUUCGGCAGUCGGAGCUGAAGCGCGCGACAGGUACGGUCGUUCGCAGUCUUCCGAAUGCGAGCGAGCGAGCGCGAUGACACACACUUCCGCCGCAUGUCCGCCGAUAUCUUCGAACAACACGUCGUCGUCAACGUCGUCUACUCAAAGACUGCGCUCGCAACGACGGUGCUGAUACAAAUAAAAAAAGGCGCUUUCGUGUCGUCGCUUGUACAAUUCCACGGUGCAAUUGUAAACCGCUAUUCGGCGGUCGUGUCGGUGCAUUCGGAUUAUAAAUCCGACCGAUUAUGCUCGCGAGCGUACAUCGUUGCGCACGGCUGCGCUCGGGGAUGGACUGUGGCAGAGGUGAACUGUCCGCGGUAUGAUACACUCUGAUAUAUCUGCAUACUUCUCGGAACAUUCGCUUGCUCAACGAAGAGUUCGAGAUCCAACUGGCAAGGUGCGCUUGACAACGUGCGGAAUGCGUGGCAACGUUCUUAUCGUGAUAUCGUGAACGGAAUCACCGGUGAAUCUUCAGCGGCAGUGUGUGCUUAUAUAGAUGAAUCCGUCCGAAAUGAGUGCUUUCGUCAGUAGUGUCCAGCAUGAGAAGAUAGCGACGAGCACGACGGGGCAGGCGCAAUCGAGCGUCGCACUCAACGACAUGUCGGCGGAAGGCGUGCGAAAUGGCAAGUUCAACAAGUCCACCCAGAGCGACAUCCCGCUCUCGACAUGGAAAAGACCCAGGCCGAUGUCCGUGGCGUAUCUGUCGAGGCAGACACAGCCGAGCGAGUCGAGUUUCUCCACGCACAGCUCGAGGAGCACGUUGUAUCCGGUACAGAGCGAACUGGUCUUAUCGCCCAGGAACAAAUACAACAAAUAUGUAUCCUUGGACAUGAAGCCAAUUAGCAACCUGCAGUAUCCUAGUCCGCACUCGAACAGUCACAUCUAUGGCGGCGGCAGCGGCAUGCCGUACACGUGUUGCUGUGCGUGCAUGGGCUCACAAAUCCCGCCGCCGCCGACACCACCUUCGCAUCAGGUCGAGGAUCACGACGGGCCCGAGAGCCUCUCAUGGAGGAGGCUGCAUAUGAGCAGGGCCAAGCUGAAAGCAACCGCCACCACGUCCGAGCUGCUCAGCGGCUUUGCAAUGGUAGCGAUGGUAGAGCUACAAAUAAACGAACCAACCGCGGUGCCGGAAUGGCUGUUCGUAAUGUUUGCGGUGUGCACUACUUUCUUGGUAUCGGUGCAUAUCUUUGCAUUGAUGAUAAGCACGUAUCUUUUACCCAAUGUCGAAGCUAUAAGUAAACUCCAAGUGUCAAGGCUCGUAACGGAAUCGCCGCACGAGCGAAUGCGCGGCUUCAUCGAACUGGCUUGGGCGUUUUCCACGGUCUUGGGAUUGUUCCUCUUUCUCGUGGAGAUAGCUAUUCUUUGCUGGGUCAAGUUCUGGGAUUACUCCUUCACCGCCGCCACUGCCAGCACCGUGAUAGUCAUUCCUGUGCUCAUCGUAUUCGUCGCAUUCGCUGUUCACUUUUACCAUUCUUUGGUGGUUUACAAAUGUGAAAGUGCGGUGUCGGAUAUGAAGGACUUAGAGAGUAUAAAGAGGAACCUGGACAGCGUAACGAUAGGACAAACCAACGUAUAAACUUGAGAUGUAUACAUCGCUAAAUAUCUGUAAAAUAAGCAGUCGCCAUUAAAUUGUUUCAGAUUAUAAGGAAUGCAUCAAACUUAAGAUAUAAUGAAUAGGAAAAAGAAAAUGUUAUAUUUUAUAAUCUCUAUUGGCUUAUAAAGUAAAAGGUGUCAUGCUUCAUUAGAAAAACAAUCGAAACGAUAAAUUAUAUCUUCAAACGAGAAUGAAAUAAGAAAGACACGUACGGACUUUUGUUUUGUCAAUAACUUUACUUUUCAAACAUGACCAUGUAAAAAUGGUCAGGUUUUAUUAUAUAUAAAAAUGUACAUAGCUGUGUAUGUAUAUAUGUGUGUAUGUAUGUAUAUAUGUACGUGUAUGUAUGUGUGUGUACACAUGCAAGUCAAGAAUUGCAACAGUACAAGCAAGUGCUCUUAGUAUAUUACUUAUAAUAUUCAGCAUUUAAUUAUAUUCUGUAUACAGUUUAACUCUUGAUUUUUAUUUAAACCUGUUCCUUGUUCUGUUUAUCCUUCUAUUAUACGUUGUAUCACUAAUAUAUAUAU